UACUGUAAGCAAGAAGAAAUGAAGAAAUAACGUGUUGUUAUUGUUGUUGUUGUUUAAAAUCUGAUCUUUUAUGUAUUCCCUUCAGCUACUCCUCAGCUGUAUGUGAAUGCUCAGAUGGUAACUGGAUAUGAGGGCAACAAUGCUGUGAUUUCCUGCCAUCAUCAAACCAAGAAACCAAAAGAAUGGUGUAAGAUUGGUGGUGCAUGUGUGAGCACUACUGGAAACAUGAGUGGUGCCUGGGUUCAGCUCAGCAGUAUGGAUGGGGGUUUUAGUGUGACCAUGAGCAAGCUGACGAUGGACAACACAGGAUGGUACUGGUGCUCAGCAGGAGAUGAACAGAUGCCUGUUCACAUCACUGUGCUGAGCAGAAAACCCAACAGGGAGAGACGCUCAUUUGCAUGGCUGGUAUUUUUGGGAUUGCUGAUCACAUUAAUUUGUAUGGCUGUGAUUGUGUUCAGGAAACAUAAAAAAAAAUGUCAAAUGUUGUCAUUGCGCAAAAGGCCUGAGAAUACAUAUGUAAGCAUGAAAAAACCAAAACUACAAACAAAGCAACAUGAAGAUGAAAACGUUGAAGCUCAAGAGUAUGAAAUUAUGUCCAGUCCCAUGCAAAGACUGGAGGUUCAGGAGAAGAACCCUGAAGACAAUGAAUCACCAAAGACUGACGGAGGUCACAUUACGCACAAAGUUGACGUUGUUCCUGAAGGACUUUACAGCAUCUGCUGAAUGUGAUUUGCUUUACAUUAAUAUGAAGUCUAAAGAAAUACUUUUCCAUAAGCAGAACUGAAGAACCAUGCAGAGCUGUCCAAGAUCAGAUUCGCCAAAAGUUUACGUGUAUUUUUCAAAUACCUUCCAAAGAAUAAACACAUCAACAGAAUGAAUAUUUUAUAACACGCUAAAAUCUAGUCACACAGAGUACUGCUGCUUCAUAACUAAUUUAAAAUGUUUUUAUCUUUGCCUCUAAUCUGACAGCACAAGGCAAGGGCGUCUGUGUUUACUGUGUAAGAGAACUCUAUGAAAGCAGGGAGCUACACUUUAAUACUGCAUGUGGUGACUCAUUUUUCCUCAACAAUGUUCAGGAAAGCAUUGCACUGAGCUCGACUGAACGCCAUUAUUGCAAUUGUGCAACUUUUUUGACGUUGCAGUUUGCACUUGUCCUCAAGAGGGCCUCAGUGAUAUUUGUUUAGCUUCAAUUGAGUACGGUAUGUAAUUGUUUGGUAUACAUUUAUACAUGGUGUAAAUAUGCAAACCAGCAUUACUCUAUGGUCUUCAGGUUAUUAUAUUACAUAUUCUCUAAGUACUUUGUAUCAGUUCAUGUUUUCUAAGUUGGUCUGGAUAAAUGUAUCUGCCAACUGAUUCAUGAUAAUGUAAAUAAACAUGUAUAGGGAAAAAAAAGAUAUAUUAUACUUUGUUAUAUGCUUUGUAAGUCGCGUUGGAUAAAAGCGUCUGCUAUAUGAAUAAAUGUAAAUGUAUUACACCAGUGUGUGUGUUCUGUAUUGUACAGUACAUGUGUUGCUGAAUUCUCAGAUCUGACUGACUGGGACUAUUAUUGCAAAAUAAUCUAAUAAAAUAAAACUUUGUGGUGGUUAUACUAACUGUGCUUCAUAUCAGGACGCAUCACACCACAUCAUCAUUGUUUA
This is a messenger RNA of Ictalurus furcatus (blue catfish), 1637 nucleotides long. RefSeq lists its product as uncharacterized. The transcript has 6 exons. NCBI's taxonomy places the organism in Eukaryota, Metazoa, Chordata, Actinopteri, Siluriformes, Ictaluridae. The record is from RefSeq and is a predicted model, not a curated record. The coding region runs from base 115 to 723 and encodes 202 amino acids.